AGCACACGGUGUGCGCAGCAGCUGCGAGCGAGAUUGACAUUGCGAUACGCACACGCUCAAAUAAUUUGACAAGUGAAUGCGGAAGUCAUUUUUCACACAUUGUUCUUGUUUCAGCUGCGUAACAGUUCGGCAGCCAUAGGCAGCUCAGUUGCUCUGGUACUUGCCUUUGUGAAGAGAUUUUAACAAUGAAGAUUACUGUGACAUUGUGUUUGCUAUUGUUGGCUCUGUCAUCUUUUGUUCGAUCAGAAGGGGAAGUAGAUAAUUCUCUUGAGACAUCUUGCGGAGAUGAUUCUGUCAACUGUGCCCUCACCAAGGCAACCAGAUGGUUACUGACGCAACAGGAGGCAGACUGGAGCUGGAACGAGGGCACCAGUUCAUCUUCUGUUGUCUUGGCGAUGCAGCUGGCCAAUGAGAACUGGUUCUUAGAGAAGGGACUGAAGGCCCAGCUCGGAGUGAAACAGCUAGAGAUAGAGUUGCUUGCUGAGCUUGCCCGAUCAGCCAGACAGAGUGGUUGUGACAAUAACUCCGAACGCCGCCCACGUCUUGUUCAAAUCCCCGUUGGUCGCCUCGCUCUCUACAUCCUGGCAUUGGAAUCUACAUGUCACGACACCACAGACUUCUACGGCAAUGACCUUGUGGAGAUCUUAGAGCGCAAUAUGAAGCAUUUCCCUCGGAAUGACUUCAAUAACUACUUCCAAUAUUCUAUGGGGGUGUUGGCGCUCUGUCAAAGUGGUACCCAAGCUGUGAAGUUGAAGCAUAUUCGUCAGCUUCUUGAGGGUAAAGAAGACGAUGGGUGCUACAUGUUUGAUGGACAGGGUGCUGAUGUUUCUUCUCUAAGUCUUAUGGCUUUGUCGUGUGCAGAGAAUAGUGUCCCAGAGAGUUACAGAUCACACUUUGAGCGUCACUUCAAUAAGACAAUGGAUUGUAUAUUAAGCAAGCAGAAUGAAGAUGGGUCUGUUGGUAACCACAUCAGCACAGCUCUUGCUAGUCAGGCUCUGCUCGCUGCCAAUGUGGAUCCAAUAGUGUGGAAGAAAGAGCAAGCAUUUCAGCACAUCCUCAAUUCUCAAGAUGAAGACGGCCAUUUUGGAAACCUUGGAGCCACUGUUCAGAUUCUUCCCAUUCUUGCUAACAGACAUCAUGGAAGUGUCAAGGAGGUCAAAGCUGCUUGUCUUUUAAAUGAUGCACAGCCUACCGCUGCCCAACCAGCCAGUAACCAAUCAGCAACAACAACAGAACUAGGUCCACCAAUCACAAUUCAAAUCACUGUUGAGAAUAGCGUCCAUGAUAAUCAAGAGACAGUGACUAUUCCAGUUACUGGCCCAGCUGGCUUAACCCUGUUCCAAUUCCUGCAAAGAGCAAUGGAGAUAUCUGGAGAUCAAUUCUGGUUUGAAUCUAAAAUGACAGACUUUGGUAACUUCAUGACCAGUAUUAAUGGAAUUCCCAACGAUGGCGUUAACCAUACCUAUUGGACUAUCCUCAUUGGACCUGAACGGGAGUCCGCUUCUACAGGAUCUGAUGGCAUAACACCAGAAGAUGGCAAAGAGUAUAUUUUCUACUACAAAGCUUUCUAAAACUCAUCAAUUGAUAGUUCCCACAUGACGUAAAUCGGCCAUCUUUGCAGGCAAUUUGGAACACGCCCUUAUGCAUUUUACGCGAGAACGGCGUGCAGCAUGCGCAUAUUUCGCAAAACUCGUUGCCUGUUAGUAAACAGCGUGGAUGUGUUAAUAAACUGAGCGCUUGGCGCACCUGCAAGCGAAAAUGCAAUUUGCCCGUAAAGAUGGUGUCUGUUGCAACUCAUCAAUACUCAUACUCAAUAAAUAUAGUUAGGGCAUUUGACUUAUACAAUUAUUGUGACCCUCCUGUAACUUUAUAGCUCUUUCAGUGCUUGCUUUUUGUCUGCGCUUUGAACCUAAAAGAUGCCCAGCAGUUUUAGUAUUUCGAAAUUUUGUACAACAAAUAAAAGUUUUUCUAUAACCAAACAAAAACGUACCUUGCUUACUUCUGUGUUGCCUUGGUACAUCCCAAAUUCAG
This is a messenger RNA of Asterias rubens (European starfish), 2031 nucleotides long. RefSeq names its product transcobalamin-1-like. The record is from RefSeq and is a predicted model, not a curated record. The transcript is spliced from 8 exons. Gene Ontology annotation, biological process: cobalamin transport. Gene Ontology annotation, molecular function: cobalamin binding. Lineage: Eukaryota; Metazoa; Echinodermata; Asteroidea; Forcipulatida; Asteriidae. Bases 186 to 1571 code for a protein of 461 amino acids.